CUCCUCUGCUGGUUCUGCUUCCUUCCUUCCGUCCUUCCUUCUUUCUUUCAUUCCUAUUAGGCUGUUUGAUUUGAUUUAUAUAUAUAUAUAUAAGGUCACAUACAUGAGUUGCAGUGUGAGAGGGAAGCACGUCAGAGCCGGUCGACGCCUGCGAUCGGUGAAGCUGCCGCCGCAGCCGGCGAUGGACAGCUCUCCCGCCCUCUCCAUCGACUAUCCCUCCCCUAUCCCCAAAACCAUGAUCGAUCCCAAUCACAACCCCGACAAUUGCCAGCUCUGCCUCAACCCUAGCCCCGUCCCCAGCCCUAACCCUACCCUCAAUUUCGACGACGCCGGCGGCGGCUGGGGCUACUGCACCGAGGAACAAUUGGAGGACAUCCUCAUGAAGAACCUCGAGUUCUUCUACAACGAGGCCCUGUCCAGGCUCGUCAGCCUCGGCUACGACGAGGACACCGCCCUGAGGGCCGUCCUUAGGAACGGCUAUUGCUACGGAGGUAUGGACGUCUUGACGAAUAUACUGCACAACGCAUUGGCUUAUCUGAAACGAAUCUCUGACAGUAGCGGUAGUGGCACUGGCGAUGAUGCCAGCAAUGGUGAAAAUGAGUAUGUCUUUUCGGAUUUGCGGCACUUGCAAGAAUACUCUCUGGCGGGGAUGGUGUGUUUAAUGCAGCAGCUCAGGCCUCAUUUGAGCCGGGGAGAUGCAAUGUGGUGUCUCCUCAUGAGUGAUCUCCAUGUGGGCCGGGCGAGCGCGAUAGAGAUCCCCAUUGUUGCUCCUCAGUCGUCGGGCAGUGACGGCCUAGCCUCCAAUACUAGUCUUGAGGGUAGUUCUUCUAGCAGUGCUGCUGCUGUCGGUGUCCCAGCUCCCCAAUCCCGCCGAUUUCACAGCGGAUGGGGCUUUGGGAACAAUGGGGUAUCAGAGUUUCCAAGCAAUGAGUCUUUUCCCGACAUUGAGUGUCCCAAGAGGUUUAAUCUCUCACCUGCAAUGAAGGCACUUUUGAAGAGGAAUGUCGCUGAGUUUGCUGCAGGAUUUCGAUCAAACUCAAAGUAUGCCCUGCAGCCACAACCUCAGGCUGGGCCGAGCUCUUUGUCCACUGGAGAGGGAGGAGUUGUUUCGGUCGUCGGACUGAGUGGGGAGUCGAAGAGUUCUAAGACCCUAGAUUCGAUGAACUCUGUCUUGAGUAAAUUCCAGGAAUUAAAACUUGAUGAGAAAUUGGGGCCUGUGACGGGGGAUCAGAAGGAUGAGAUGAUAUUGUCUCUUCUUCAUAAGAUAAAGGAUCUCGAGAGGCAAGUGAAGGAGAGGAAGGAGUGGGCACAUGAGAAGGCAAUGCAGGCAGCUAAGAAGCUGAGCAGUGAUCUGACUGAACUAAAGGUCUUGAGAAUGGAGAUGGAGGAGACUCAGAGGCUGAAGAAAGGUAAGCAAACACUGGAGGAAACUACAAUGAAGAGACUCUCUGAAAUGGAGGAUGCUUUGAGGAAGGCAAGUGGGCAAGUGGACCGUGCUAAUGCUGCGGUUAGACGACUUGAGACAGAAAAUGCAGAGAUUAGAGCAGAGAUGGAGGCUUCUAAAUUGAGUGCAUCAGAGUCGGUAACCUCUUGUCUGGAGGUGGCAAAGAGGGAAAAGAAAUGCCUGAAAAGACUCCUGGCUUGGGAGAGACAGAAGACAAAGUUGCAGGAGGAGAUUGAUGAGGAAAAAGGGAAAAUUUCUGAGUUACGGCUAGAGUUAGUUCAACUGGACCGGGAUUCAAAAGAAGCGGAGGUGAAGUGGAAGCAGGUGGUGAAGGAGAAGGAACUCACCUUGGCACAAGUGGAGGAGGAACGUCGCUCCAAGGAAGCUACGGAAGCCAGCAAUAAACGAAAACUCGAGGCCCUUCGCUUAAAGAUAGAGAUAGAUUUUCAGCGCCACAAGGACGAUCUCAAAAGACUGGAGCAGGAGCUCUCUCGCUUAAGAUCCUCAGUGCAAUCAACUGAUCAUAGUAAUAAUAAUAGCAAUCUUUCAAGUGCCUCACAGACAGCAAAGUUUGAGGCAGCAAAGCCGAAGGGAGGAUCGAUUGCCCGGUUGCUCAAUCAGUUAGAUAGCAUGGAGGACUCUACUGAAAUCAAUGUAGAUAGACGGUGCCUGCUGUGUAAGAAGCAUGAAGUCUCUGUCGUCUUCCUGCCCUGCGCCCACCAAGUUAUUUGCAGCAAGUGCAGUGAAAACUAUGGGAAGAAGGGCAAAGCUACUUGCCCUUGUUGUCGUGUUCUGAUCGAAAAAAAGAUCCGGGUCUUUGGUGCGAGCUCGUAGCCUCAACAGAAGUAUGCAUGCCUCUAUUGCAUUUUUUCGGUUACAACAAAUUUCGCCCCAUCUUUUUCCUUGCGAUCAUUGGACCGCAUGACUAUACUCCAAUAUAUACUGGAAUGAGAUCACCAUAAUCAAAAGUGUAUGUAGAUAAAGGGAGAGGAAAAGAAAAUAAACAUCGUCACUUGACUUUUGUUCGUGCUUUGAAAUGCGAACUUAUUGCAAAGGGAAUAUUUCCGUUUUGGUCGGCGAUGAUGCUGACAAGAGGACAAUGAAAUUUUCUUGUCAGAUACAUGAUUUGUUUGAAGCUUCAAGAUGGUUGUUCCUGCU
Punica granatum (pomegranate) is the source of this 2602-nucleotide messenger RNA. NCBI's taxonomy places the organism in Eukaryota, Viridiplantae, Streptophyta, Magnoliopsida, Myrtales, Lythraceae. The record is from RefSeq and is a predicted model, not a curated record.